AAACAGACUCUGUAACGAGUGUACAAUCAUAGCUAAAUACUGCUCCUGUUUUUAAAAGCUCAAAGAUAGACGCGGUCGUUUAUCGCAAUGCUUGAUGCGGAGACAGCGCGUGUAGGCUGUUGGCUUUUUCUUGUUAGUCUGUGUUGGGGUGGUACUAAUCCUCUGCUUAAAAGUGGUUGCCAAGGUCUCGACAGUGUGAAGGUGCAGGGGCCGUGGUGGAAGCAGUUCUUCGCGGAAGUACUGUAUAUUUUCGGUCAGAAAGAGUAUUGGAUUCCGUUCGUGAUCAAUCAGCUGGGAGGUCUGUUAUUCUUUUACUCGCUGAGUCAUGUCGAACUGUCUCUGGCGGUACCGCUGACGAACUCCUUGACCUUCGUCUGGACCGCUUUGGUGGAGAGUAUUUUUUUCGGCGGCAAAGCCCCCAAUCAAGCCACCGUAGCAGGGACUGGAUUGGUCGUGCUGGGAGUACUCUGUUGCAUCAACAAAUGAGCCUCCAGAACUGAAGCUGCCAGCUUGAAUUGGGUAAUCAAACGAAGGUAGUCUCCGAAGUUAUACCCUCAUCAAGACUUCCUACGUAAGCGUGUCGAAGCCACUAUAGAAUUAUUAGUCAAUUUCCCAGAUACGCGUACAGCACGUUCAUUAUAUAGGGGUACAGCCUCUCGAUACGAACAAAACUGGCGAAUCUUUCCCGCAAAACAAUUUGCGAUCAACAUAGGAUGCCGGCGCAUGUAGUCUUCAUAGUAUACAAUUCUAGGUAUAGCGUUCAUGUAUCAGACACUUGCAUGCACCCUGCCGAAUACGCCCUAGUUCAUCGUGUGAUGAAUUGGCAGUAAAAUGGCAAAACCCAACUGUCAGCAACUCAUCUUCCCGCCGUCAGUUUCUUCACUUAGAUGGCCUUAAGCAUGUGACUGCGCUCUAGUUGAUUUGUGAGUAUACCAUUCAGACUCGCUCAAUAAAAACAGGUGUCACCAUGCACCAAUACACACGUAACAUGUCUGUACGUGGGGAAAAACUAAACCCUACUGUUGCAU
Molecule: messenger RNA, 1028 nt
Organism: Sphaeroforma arctica JP610
Lineage: Eukaryota; Ichthyosporea; Ichthyophonida
Exons: 3
Coding region: 88-486 (132 amino acids)
Source: RefSeq, a predicted model, not a curated record